Messenger RNA from Neospora caninum, 2754 nucleotides. Its product is annotated as putative small GTP-binding protein. Gene Ontology annotation, molecular function: GTP binding. The coding region runs from base 1 to 2754 and encodes 917 amino acids. The transcript has 8 exons. NCBI's taxonomy places the organism in Eukaryota, Apicomplexa, Conoidasida, Eucoccidiorida, Sarcocystidae. The record is from RefSeq and is a predicted model, not a curated record.
AUGCGUUGUGGUUUGCGGCGUGGAUCGCACGCGAUCUCACGGAUUCACCCGAAGCUGCAGCGGUCGCCAGACCCGUCCAUACGCCCCCUCAAAGUCGUUCUUGUGGGCAGACCAAAUGUCGGCAAAUCCUCCCUUUUCAAUCGGCUGAUUAGCGGCACGCGAGGCCACGCUGCGUCCUCGCCCUUUGCCCCACUUAAGCGGCUGCAGCAGGCGAUUGUUUCUCCACAGGCGGGGACGUCGCGGGAUCGCAAGGAAGCCCGGGCAGUCUUUGGAGGUCUCCAGUUGCUUCUUGUCGACACGGGGGGCCUCGAGGACACCGAAACAACGGAGGCCUGCGCGCUGCUCACCAACAUGCGGAAACAGGUGCGCUUCGCCCUGCGAGAUGCCGACAGCGUCCUCUUUCUCAUCGACGCAACCGAAGGAGUGACGCCCGUGGAUGUUCUGCUCAGCCGUCUUCUGAACGAAUGGCUAGAUGAACAGCAGCGACUGGACAUCGCUCGACAAGAGAAAGCGACGCCUCGCUUUCCGCACGAAUCGCUUAUUGUUAGAGCCUCCGCGGCGUCUGUUGCAGCCGCUCAGGCUGAAGGGGGAGGAAGUCUGAGACAGCGGGCUCAUGCAGGCGCCGCCGGUCGAGUGUCUCUUGUCGCGGACACCGGCGGAGGACCACCAAAGAGACAAAGUAGGCAGACUCGAACAGACGGGACGGGGAACGAUUGGAGCGAAUGGAGCCGCGGCAACGAUCACUGCUUGGCCCACCACAGCCGCGACGGGAGAGAAGCGGCCUCCCGUGACUCCGCCGGAAACGGGCGACUUUCGCCUCUUGCCGAACACGAACGGAUGCAGAACCAGGAUCCCGGAGACGCAGAGGAGGUCGAGCGCAUUCCUGUCAUUCUCGUUGUCAACAAGGCAGACGGAUGCUUCUUUGGUGACUACCUCGCGGACUGCUACGAUCUGCAUUUGGGGGCGCCUGUCCUUGUUUCUGCCAAGAAGAACGAAGGAAUGGAUGACCUGUACGAUCGCCUCGUGCUUGAAGUCGGCCACCUUCAGGAUACCACGGAAGGUCUGUUUGGGAGCAGCAACGCAGUGGAAGAAGAGGAUGAGGGCGCUCUUGGCUCAGUAGAAGACAGUGCAUCACAAGACGAAGGCUCGAAGGAAUCGGACUGUGAAGGAGAGUCUCCAGCGGAGGCAGAGGAACGGCCUCACAAGGAGGAAGAUUCAGGUUCUGACUAUGAGACCGAAGAGGGUGUUGAACUGCUACCGGAGGAUAUGGCGCGUCUUGAGGAGCGCAUGCAUCCUCCUCGUCCUUCCGAUGCUGCAGGAGCAUGGAUCGAGGGCAUGGCGAGGCGCUACGGGGAAUGCGGGAUCGAAGAGACAUUCAAGCAUUUCUCAGAUCCGAACAGUCCGCAAUAUAUUCCCUGGGACCUUUCGCAGACCUCCCUUGCAGCCGCCGCUGCCACUGCAGCCGUGGAGAGGAAGCUUCGAUCGGCGGCGAAGAUGAAGCAAACAGAAGAGGCCAGUGGGAGAAACAACGAAGCAGAAGGAACGGUCUCAGCUGAGUGCCCCGACAGUCAAACGCGUGGAAGAAGCGGCAAUGAGGACGAACGACUGCAGCAAGGAAGCGGAGAGGAUGGAGGGGCUGCUCCGACUCUCGGGAAGGAAGAGAUUCAGAUGGCGGAGGCCGAGUUGGCCGCUGCGUCGGGCCUCUCUGUGGAGGCUCCGCCAGAUUCUCUCCGCAAGCGUCUCCGUACAAAAGCCGCUCGCGACUACGUCCUUCCGAUUCGGCGGCAACUCCUCUUUGACGAUGUGAUCAACGUCGCCGUCAUUGGGCGUCCGAACGCAGGGAAAUCCACGUUGGUAAACUCCCUGCUUCAGGAGGAGCGAAUGGUUGUCGACAGUCAGCCCGGCACGACAACGGACGCUGUGGGAACGCUGUGGACGUUCCAGGGUCAUCCGUUUCGGCUGAUUGACACGGCCGGUGUGACGCGGGGCUGGAAAAUGCGGCACACAGAUCUCCUGUUGGAGGCGGGGCUUCAAACGCUCCGGAAUAUCCGAAACGCUCAGGUUUGCAUUCUCUGCAUCGACGCGUCCUUGGCAAGAGACACGGGGCAGCCAAUAAGCAGCCACGAACUGGCGCUCGCGCAUUUGGCGAGCGAGAAGGAAGGCCGCUGUCUAGCUGUCUGCGUAACCAAGUGGGAUCUUGUGCCUGAGAACGAACGGGAGAAACUUCGAAGGGAGAUUCUUGAGCGUCUCCAGACUGGCCUGGGGCACUUGAAGGGCUGCCCAGUGGUCUUCGUUGCAGCCAAGUACGGGCAGAAUGUGGAGACGCUGAUGACGAAGAUUAUGGUGCUGUACAGACGGUGGAACGCAAGAAUUCCGACUUCGAAGCUGAAUUCGUGGCUGCGGGAAUUCGUGCUUCGCUGGCCGCCUCCUUGGCGCCUCGGGUCCAAGUGCCAGGUGAAGUAUGUGACUCAAGUCAAGGCCCGACCACCCACCUUUGUCGCCUGGUCAAACGUGUACAACACCUUUCCAGUGCACUACCUGAGGCAGCUGACCAACACGAUGCGGGAGGAAUUCUCUCUCGCCGGUACUCCUCUGCGGCUCAUUCUCCGAACCACUGCCAUGCCAGCUCCCGGAAAGAAGCUCUCGAGAGCCGACGUGCUGAAGUGGAAGAGACUCGGACCGAAGCAGCAUCAAGCCGUCGCUGAUCUGGCUCGAGGAUAUCGUCCGAAGAAACCCUCGGCGGCGACCAAGUGA